This is a messenger RNA of Verticillium alfalfae VaMs.102, 849 nucleotides long. RefSeq lists its product as hypothetical. The transcript is spliced from 2 exons. The coding region runs from base 1 to 849 and encodes 282 amino acids. NCBI's taxonomy places the organism in Eukaryota, Fungi, Ascomycota, Sordariomycetes, Glomerellales, Plectosphaerellaceae. The record is from RefSeq and is a predicted model, not a curated record.
AUGACUUUUGAUACCGAAGUACCCCAGCUGAACACCAUCACCCUGCGGUCCCGUCCGCUGACGACCCACGCCAUCUCCAUCUCCUGCGAUGCCGAACUCGCUGUGGCCGCCGAUGAUUCGGUGCACAUAAUGCUCCCUGAGUUCCCGACCCCGGAGGACGAUACCCGCCGCGGGAACCGUGAUGUCGGCGCCGACGAGAACAAGCGCAUUCAGUACCACACUCACCGCGGCCAGUACAUGACCAUCAAGCGCCCCGAUCCGCGCAUGAACGCCAAGCUGUUCGACGCUGCCGGUUUGAGGUGCCCGGGUAACGACAUGGAAGAGGAGCCCUACUUUGGUGUGGGUUCCGGACUGCCAACCGGAUGGGGUAGCUCCCUGAACCAGGUUUCCGUCAUGGAAUGGUCUCCUACCGGCGUUGGCUACAACUUGCGCCCCGUCCUUUCUGUUCUUCUCACCAAUGGAUCUGUCAUGAUAUAUGGCCAAGAGGGCUCUGCCGUCACCGACAUCAGUGUUCGCAAGCGCAGCUUCGAUGCCUGGAGGGUUCUCUGGGGCAUCGGCGGCGUCCUACCCCUCCCGGACCGCAAGGUCAAAGACGGCAGCCACUUGGCAGGGGACAAGAUCAAGUCCUUCUCCUGGGCUCACAAGAUCGCCCCUGGCCGCGCCCUCAUCGCAUAUCUCAACGACCGGGACGAAAUCAUCAUCGUCACUGUGGAGUUCUUCGACAAUCCCAAGAUCAGGAAGGGGCCUACCUUGGCUUGGAGGGUAGAGGAGGUUGCUCGCUUCCCGAAUGACAGCCCCCACCCCAAGAUGAGUGUGAGGACAAGAUGUACUAGGCCGUUGCGACCUUGA